Aureobasidium musti is the source of this 2421-nucleotide messenger RNA. Lineage: Eukaryota; Fungi; Ascomycota; Dothideomycetes; Dothideales; Saccotheciaceae. The record is from the annotation of a GenBank genome assembly.
AUGGCAUCUAACCACGGCGAGGCUUCGUCCACGAAGCAGGCUGCCAACACUGAAGAUCUAAUUGCACUUGCCAAGUCAGCGCUUGCGGAGACGGAGCAGAAGCAACUCGCCGCCCUAGAUGGUGGUGCGCAACUACCGUUUGGCUAUGGCACGCAGCCCGGCGACACUCUUGAUCUGAGUGAUAAGGGCGUGCGCACAUUGCCUGUCUUCCAUCUCAGGAAACUUCAGAUCCUGGAUCUCAGUCACAACAACAUCACUUCGGUCCCGGAAGAUGUCGGCCUUAUGUAUUCGCUCAUGUUCUUGGCCAUUGAGUCGAACCAGAUCAAACGUUUGCCCCUUUGUAUGGGCGAAAUGUCGCGCCUGCAGAAGCUGAAAGUCGGAUCGAAAUCAAUGGAGUUUCCACCACCGGAAGUCUUUGUUCCCAACCCUCUCGGCGCUUCUCCAGGCGGUCCUCCAGUGGAAGAGGCACGUCAGGUUUGCUCGCAGGUCAAGUUGUUUCUCCGUGAAUAUAAACAACGCGAGAUUCUGGGAAGAGAGACCCCGGAUCUUAGUGAGACCAGUCUAGAAACGCCACGUCCUCCAAAGAGGUCAAUAUCAGGCAGGUUUCCUGUUAGACCGAGCAUGAGUGGCAUUGAAGGGCUUGACAACCUCAGAUCAGGCGAUGGACUAGGCCUCAAGCCGCCACCACCAAUCCCGCAGAGGUCCCGUGCCAGAGACUCUCUGGUGAAUCCUCCGAUAGGUCGUCGCUUCGAUCGUCCGGGCAUUGGAGUGCUCGCUGGUGAAGGUGAAAAUGGCAGAACUCGAAGCGAAACUGUCACCUCUACUGGUGCCCGAAACAAACGACUUGGCUAUGUCCCUCGCAAGAUCUCUGGAAGCUCUCAUACGUCAGUGACCGAUACUGGCACACUCAAAGCACACCACUAUAGAGGAGCUUCGAGCUUGAGUCUCGCUGCCCACAGUGGUAACGAGUCUUCUUCUGGGGCAGUCAGUCCUAUGGAGCCUUCCAACCGUAUGCCAGUAGCUCGCCGUCGAUUGUCCAGUCUACCGGAAGACCGUCGAGUAUCAAGACCAACCAGCAUGACUGUCAAACUUGCAAGUAGAAUUGUAUUUGCCCUGUUUCAGCUGAACGGUCCCAUUGGCGAUGCCGUGCGAAUAAUGAAGAGUGGUACGCCCAGAAAGACGACAAUAGAGAGAAUCUUCUUUGAAUCGAGCGCAAGUCUUGAAGAACUUGACAGACGACUGAGCCAGAUCUCCACUGGCACUGGGGAGAGCAGAGCAUCAGAAAAUGACCCCUGGAUUCAAGCCAUUCGCAGAAAGUGUGCGCAUGUUCUCCAAAGUUAUGCCGCUCUUGCUGCAGAGCUCCGUCUUCAUGCUCGCAAGAUUGCACUCCGUGGUGAAGGCAUGUAUGUUAGAAGCCUCAUGCUCCAUAUCUACGGCGCUCUGACCGAGAUUCGCAACACUUUGACGUUCCAGGCUACAGAAGUCAAAGCACCAUCGAGAAGUGCUCGUGGAUCGUUGGCGACUAUCAGUCGGGCUAGCACACCCACCCAACCAAAACCAAUUGCACCGAAGAAGAGAUUACGCGGUGCUACCAUAUUACAACCUUCACGACUGACAACUCCCGGAACUGCUCCUCCUCCAGUUCCUCUCAGCACGAGCCGAAGCAACACCAUGACAAGCAUGAGUGCCGUGACACCACGUUCUGGCGAGUCGUUCUCAUCAGCCUCUGGUAUCCCGCGGUCAGUUGUACUGCAGCAGCCGCCCGAGGAAAGCGAAGAGCAACGUCAGUUCGAGUCGAUCUUCUUGAAACUUCAGCAUGCAUGCGAACUUGCUGCGCAGACUCUCCCAAGUUGCAGGGUCGACUUUUACAGCCGGAACGAGUCAGCCAAACGAUCAAUGCAGGGAUCAAUGUCACGUCUCUGGUCGAUGGCUCUCCAAAAAUGUGAUGUUGCAAUCAAUGCUUUGGAGUCGAUGAGAAAUCGCCUGUCUAAGGUUAAACUCAAGGACCCUAAUCUGCGUACUCAGCGAGACUUCUGGCUGUUGUGCGACAAGUUCGUGCGGACAUGGUUGGAUCUCGCUCUUGAGAUUAGAAACAUUGGAAACCAAGGCUACGAUACGGAUUCUGUCAAGGUAGUCAUGCGACCAGUGCAAAAGGCAGUCAAGGAGGUCAGUAUCGCUGUCAACGGAUCGCAGCUAUACCAGGCAGCACUUCGAUCGAAUUCGGUGUCCGGAUACGUGACACCGGUGCCUGCGACCCCUUUGAGCGCAGCACUUGGACCAGCAGCACUUGCGACAGUCCCUUCGACGCCAAGCUCUGUGGUCGUCCCAUCAGAGUAUAUUGCUUCGGGUCUGCAGAGUGCAGCUGAGAGGCAGUCAGAUGCUCCUAGUCUGCGCAGCUAUCCUCGAGGACGAGGAGUAUAA